AUGAAUUUGUCUAAUUUUUUAAUAUUUUUAAUCAAUCUUGCAAUUUGUUGGAGUGGAAAUGGAAUAAAAACAUAUUAUGGAGAAAUUGUUGGAGAAACUAUUACGGUAUUGGGUGAAGAAAUGACAGAAUAUUUAGGUAUCCCAUAUGCACAACAACCAACCUAUUUUUGGAGAUUCCAAAAACCAUAUGAAUUAGAAAAAGAUCGUUUUAACGAAACUAAUAUUUUUUAUGCAGUUCAUCAAGGUAAAGGAUGUCCACAACACAUUAGAGUUAUGAAUUUCGAGGGAUAUGAUUCAUUAAAUCCAAAAGAAACCGAAGAAAGCUGUCUUAAAUUAAAUAUGUGGGUUCCAAAAGGUGAAGAAAAUAUGCCAGUUAUAGUUUUUUUCCAUGGUGGAAGUUGGACAGUAAGAACUGGUAGUAUUGAUAGAUUUAAUGGAUCUGUUCUUGCUUUAAAAACAAAGUCAAUAGUUGUUGUACCUAAUUUUAGACUUGGAUUUUUAGGUUUUGCUUAUUUAAAAGGUGAAGAUGGAAUAGAAGGUAAUAUGGGAUUAUUAGAUCAACAAAUGGUAUUAACAUGGAUUAAUAGAGUAAUUGAAAGUUUUGGUGGUGAUAAGGAUAAAGUAACUAUUUUUGGUACAGGUACUGGUUCAUCUUCAGUAGAAGCUCAUUUAUUUUCAAGUAGUAGUAAACCACUUUUUAAAAGAGGAAUAAUGAGUUCUGGUAGUAUAACACAUUUUAUGAGUACAGUUUCAGGAGAUAUAGCUGACACAAAUACUAGAAAUGUUUCAACAAUGGUUGGAUGCAUUUCAGAUGUAAAUGAUUCGUCAAAAAGCAACAAAGACAUUGUUGAAUGUUUACGUAAUAAAACUGCAAAUGAAUUGAUUGAGGCUGCUAGAAAAGUAAGAGCUUCUGGUCAAAUGCCAACGCCAUUUCCUUUUAUGCCUAUUAAUGAAGAUACAGUAUUUUUUAAUGGAAAUAUUAAAAAUAUGUAUAAUGAAAAAAUGUUUAAUACAGAUGUUGAUUUAAUGCUUGGAAGAACGGCAGAUGAAGCAACAUUUUUUAUGGCAACUGGUUUUACAAAUAAUAGUAAUAUGGGUUGUUAUUUUUAUCCAGAAAAACCUGCCGAUGACCCUGCUAAUAAAUGUAACAUGGAAAAAAAAAACUUUGAAUAUUUAGUUCAAUUUGGAGGAAAAAUAUUAAAUUUUAAUGAAACAGAACGAACUAAACUAGAAACAAUUUAUACUGGCUCUGCUGAAACAUAUACCAACCGAUCUAUAAGAAUUUUAUCUGAUUUUGUUUUUGAUUGUGAACUUUCUAAAUUUGCUAUUACAUUUGCAAAUGUUUCUAGCAAGAAUACUUAUUUUUAUGAAUAUAAAAGACGAUCACCAAUUAAUUUAUGGCCAGAAUGGACUGGUGCAAUGCAUGGUGAUGAUUUAAAUGAUAUAUUUGGUAUUCCAUUUAGACAUCCUGAAAAAUAUAAAAAUGAAAUUUUACAACGUGAAAAAGAUUAUUCGGAAAAUGUAAUGUGGGCAAUAGGUAAUUUUACUAAAGAUGGUAGUACAAUAACAACAUGGAAUAAAAUAGAUGUUAAUGACCCUAAAGGUCUCAUAUUUAAUGGAGAAUUAGGACAAGAAGAAACAACUGUACAAUAUACAGUUGUUACACCAUCUACAUGUACUGAAUUUUAUAAUCUUAUUCAUGAAUCUAUCGAGUGGAAAAAAAUCAGUAAUAGCAUAAGUACAACACCAUCAACUUUGCCAGAAUAA
Strongyloides ratti is the source of this 1767-nucleotide messenger RNA. Its product is annotated as Acetylcholinesterase. NCBI's taxonomy places the organism in Eukaryota, Metazoa, Nematoda, Chromadorea, Rhabditida, Strongyloididae. Gene Ontology annotation, biological process: acetylcholine catabolic process; choline metabolic process. Gene Ontology annotation, cellular component: plasma membrane. The record is from RefSeq and is a predicted model, not a curated record. Gene Ontology annotation, molecular function: acetylcholinesterase activity. The transcript has 2 exons. Bases 1 to 1767 code for a protein of 588 amino acids.